Anisakis simplex (herring worm) is the source of this 429-nucleotide messenger RNA. The record is from the annotation of a GenBank genome assembly. NCBI's taxonomy places the organism in Eukaryota, Metazoa, Nematoda, Chromadorea, Rhabditida, Anisakidae.
AAAAAAUUAAAGGUAUGGGAUGAGUUAAAUCCAGCAGUGAGUACAUAUUUGCGAGUGGCGGUUGAUGAUAUGAUUGAACCGAAAGCGUCAACGACCUAUUUGGUCGGUGAUUUGGUGUGUUUUAAAUCGCUGAUUGCUUGCGGAGCAUGGCGAGAGUCGUCAUCGAGCACACAAAUGCGACACUUCAAUUUUAUCGACUCGGAUCGAGGCAUUGCCUCGGCGAAUCAACAAGGAAAUGCAGUCAUUUCGGCACAUGUCGACGUUGAUCAGUCGAUAUUCACUGAGGCAACAAUUACGUCGGCAGAUCAGAUUCAGUUCGGUGAAAUACCGAAAGUUAUUUCGAACAUUCCAAAUCGGCGUUUCAUCUUUCCAGUACAUAUUGGCAAUAGUAGUGAUGUGCCGAAUGUUCAUGGUGCGUUAUUGAGUUGA